AUAUAUUAUAGACAUGUGAUUUCCAUUUUGGGAAAAAUUGUGCAGGUUAAGGAUAUACUGUAUCAUUUAUACAAGGCUGCAGUAGGAAAUAUGCAGAGACUUGUACCAAAGGAGAUCAGGAUACUUAAGUACCUUCUAACAAUUGAUGACGUAGAAGAGCAGCUCUUAGCACUAAAAGAUGCAUUUACGCCUGGUGCUGAACUGGAAGGGAAGGAUGUAGAUUGUUUGUACACGACACCAGAGCAGUUGCAUACAUGGAUCAGUACUGUUGUGGAUGCAUACUAUUUCAGUAGAGAAGGAACUCUCAUCAGGGAGGCGACAGAUCUAAUGAACCCCAAGGUCGUUCAGAAACUAGAGUAUCUCAAGAAGCUUUUGCAGGACCAUUUCCUAUAAAUUUCAUUAUGUACCUUUUCAUUGUGAUGAGAGCUAAUGACCUUGUACAAUAAUUUUUCUAUUGGUUUACAUAAAGAGAUUUUGAUCCUUAAUCGCCUGGGUUAAUGAGACGUGUAAGCCAGUUAUGUACUAUGAACUAGGUGAGUGUAUAUAUUAUAUUAUUGUUGCUAUUUUGCUUCAACCAUACAGAAGUUGUAAUGACCUGUCAUUACAUCACACAUCUUUCUGGCUUUAUAUGGUUGAGUUCAAUCAUAAUAAACAUGGAUUUAUUUGAUCU
This is a messenger RNA of Dendrobium catenatum, 670 nucleotides long. RefSeq lists its product as uncharacterized. The annotation marks the transcript as partial. The record is from RefSeq and is a predicted model, not a curated record. Gene Ontology annotation, cellular component: chloroplast thylakoid membrane; chloroplast envelope. Lineage: Eukaryota; Viridiplantae; Streptophyta; Magnoliopsida; Asparagales; Orchidaceae. The transcript is spliced from 2 exons.